AUGGUAAAAGGUGGGAAGCGAUAUUUUUCAGUGAGCAAUGAUGGCAAAUGGUUUGCUCAUCCAGAUUUACCCAAAAAUGAGACGAGGAGUCGUGAGGCUUGUACAAGCACUGGGAUCAUGCUGACUCAAGUUAAAUCAUCAUCGCCUGAGGCUUUGAACUUACAGCGCUAUCCUAAAUGGAAAACUCAGCAGAAAUCCAGAGAGUAUCCAUUUUCCGAACAUGACAACAAGCUUGCCUUAAAAGACAACAUCUCUGUCUUUACUCAUGGUGUGGGACGCAGGAAGUGUCUUGAUCACAGACAGCAGAACAACUCCCACUUCUGCCUGUGCUACGAUGGUGCUUACAGCAGCCCUAAAGAGACCAUCACAGUCCAUCAGGCUGACUUUAAGGUGAAACAGGCUGUUAAUGUUCCAACCAGUACCAGGCGAUUCCCCCGCAACCACAAGCUGAAGUCCGCAGAGGCAGCUUUGGCACAGGCAGGGGAGCAGUUCAUGUGGUUUGGAAGACACAACUCUGACCUCUCAGAGACCCUGCAAGUGCUGGCAGCUACCAACCGCUCAGCCUUGGCCAAGCCCUGAGAUACUCCUACAUGUAAGGCACUGGGUGGCAUCACUGAGGGGGCAUAGCAUAGAGGGGGUCAGGUGAACUCU
This is a messenger RNA of Plectropomus leopardus (leopard coralgrouper), 651 nucleotides long. RefSeq names its product testis expressed 36 (gene tex36). Lineage: Eukaryota; Metazoa; Chordata; Actinopteri; Perciformes; Serranidae. The record is from RefSeq and is a predicted model, not a curated record.